AUGUUGAGCUGGGUCCAGAGGGUGCUGCCUCAGCCCCCAGGGACUCCUCAGAAGACCAAGACGGAGGAAGAGGAGGGGGCAGAACCAGAGCCUGAGGUGGAGCCGGAACCAGGGGCAGAACCUGAAACAGCCCCGGGGGAGGCUGAGCAAGGGGCUGAAUCCUCGCCACCUGAGGAGCCUUUGGGGGUAGAGGAAUUGGCUGUAGCUGACCCAGGCCCUGAGGACAUCCAGGAGGCUGCCCCUACUUCGCCUAUAUCCCUCCAGGCCCAGGUCACCGUGGUUCCUGAAGUGAACAGCAGUUCCAGCAGCUCUGUGCUGAGCUGGCUCAAGAAGGGCAUGGAGAAGGUUGUCCCACAGCCUGUCCCCAGUGGCGGGCCCACCCAGAGCGCUGCUGCUGGCCCAGAGGGUCCUGCUCAGGCAGGAGCACAGACAUCCGGGCAGUGCAACACUGGGGGCUCAGAUGGACUCGUGGAGGCCCCUGGGGCCCAGGACACCAGGUCUGGACCCUGGCUGCUCAGGUGGCUUGAGCAGAAUCUGGAGAAAGUGCUGCCUCAGCCCCCCAAAACCUCCAAGGACUGGAGAGAUGAGCCUGAAGAUGCUGCCUUGGGCCCAGAUUCUUGCUCUCCCCACUGCGUGGAGAACCCAGAACCGACCUUGGAAACUGAGCCCAUGCUGCAGGCCCCGGAGAGCCCCUGCAUGCCCACGGCAGGCCCCCCGGAGCCCAAGGAGGAGCUGACCUCAGAGCCCCAGCCCAGCUCCCAGGCUUCCUCCCUGCUGUCCCCCAGCGACCCUGCCAGGUUGAUGGCUUGGCUCCUGCACAGGCUGGAGAGGGCCUUGCCGCAGCCCACGCUCCACGGGAAGGCUGGGGAGCAGGAGCCUGAUCCCCCUGGGACAUGUGACGUGCAGCCAAUCUGCAUCCUCCCUGGAGGCCAAGAGGAGCCCGAUCUUGUCCUAGAAGAGGUUGACCCUCACUGGGAGGAGCACGAACGUCAGGAUGGCGGCACUGACCUGCAGGGCUCAGAGGCGGUUCCAGUUGAUGAAGAGGAGAACGAAGCCGUGGAGGAGAUGCCCAGUGUCCUGCUGGAUAGCUGUCUGGAGGCGCAGGCUGGUGAGGAUCCAAGUGGAGUAGACGGGACCCAGCCCCAGAAGGCCUUGCAGCAGGAGCUGCCAAAGGAAGAGGCCGUGACUGUCAGUCCAGAAGUGCCGGCUACAAAGGAGCUCCCGGAAGUGCAGGUGGAAGAUGUUGACACGGCCCACCAUCCCCUCAUCGUGGAGAACCCACCCACACCCGAGCUGCCACCACCUUCUCCUGCCAAAUCCGACACCCUCGCGGUCCCAGGAUCUGCCGCAGGGUCCGAAAGGAAGAGGCUGCUCUCCCAAGAUGAUGAUGUUGAAGAGCUCAAGGCACUGUCACCAGCUGAAUCACCCAUGGUCGCCUGGUUGGACCCGUCCAGCCCAAAGGGCACUGAUGGCCAGGAUCGUGCAGCCUCGGUGGCCAGCCAGAACAGCGCCAUCAUCAACGACCGGCUGCAGGAGCUGGUGAAGCUUUUCAAGGAGCGGACAGAGAAGGUGAAGGAGAAGCUCAUCGACCCUGACGUCACCUCCGAUGAGGAGAGCCCGAAGCCCUCCCCAGCCAAGAAAGCCCCGGAGCCGGUCCCAGAAGAGAAGGCGGCUGAGGCCGGGCAGACUGAGGAGGAGCACUAUUGCGACAUGCUCUGCUGCAAGUUCAAGCGCCGCCCCUGGAAGUCCUACCAGUUUCCGCAGAGCAUCGACCCUCUGACCAACCUGAUGUACAUCCUGUGGCUGUUCUUCGUGGUGCUGGCCUGGAACUGGAACUGCUGGCUGAUUCCCGUGCGCUGGGCCUUCCCCUACCAGACGCCGGACAACGUCCACCUGUGGUUGCUGAUGGACUAUGUGUGCGACCUCGUCUACCUUCUGGACAUCAUUGUGUUCCAGAUGCGCCUGCAGUUUGUCAGAGGGGGAGACAUCAUUACCGACAAGAAGGAGAUGCGCAAUAACUACCUGAAAUCUCGCCGCUUUAAGAUGGACAUGCUCUGCCUCCUACCCUUGGACUUGCUCUACCUGAAGUUUGGUGUGAAUCCUCUUCUGCGCUUGCCCCGCUGUUUGAAGUACAUGGCCUUCUUCGAGUUUAACAGCCGCCUGGAAGCCAUCCUCAGCAAAGCCUAUGUUUACAGGGUGAUCAGGACCACGGCUUACCUGCUCUAUAGCCUGCACGUGAACUCUUGUCUGUACUACUGGGCAUCAGCCUAUCAGGGCAUUGGCUCCACUCACUGGGUUUACGACGGCGUGGGAAAUGGUUACAUUCGCUGUUACUACUGGGCUGUGAAGACCCUCAUCACCAUUGGUGGGCUGCCUGACCCCAAAACGCUCUUUGAAAUCGUCUUCCAGGGCCUGAACUAUUUCACAGGUGUCUUCGCUUUCUCUGUGAUGAUCGGACAGAUGAGAGACGUGGUGGGGGCCGCCACCGCCGGGCAGACCUACUACCGCAGCUGCAUGGACAGCACUGUGAAGUACAUGAACUUCUACAAGAUCCCCAGGUCCGUGCAGAACCGGGUCAAGACCUGGUACGAGUACACCUGGCAGUCCCAAGGCAUGCUGGACGAGUCAGAACUGAUGGUGCAGCUUCCAGACAAGAUGCGUUUGGACCUUGCCAUCGACGUGAACUAUAACAUCGUCAGCAAAGUGGCUCUCUUCCAGGGCUGUGACCGACAGCUGAUCUUUGACAUGCUGAAGAGGCUCCGUUCUGUCGUCUACCUGCCCAACGACUACGUGUGCAAGAAGGGGGAGAUUGGUCGAGAGAUGUACAUCAUCCAGGCGGGACAGGUGCAGGUCCUGGGUGGCCCCGAUGGGAAGGCCGUGCUGGUGACACUGAAGGCUGGAUCCGUGUUUGGAGAAAUAAGCUUGCUGGCUGUUGGGGGCGGGAAUCGGCGCACGGCCAAUGUGGUCGCCCACGGGUUUACCAACCUCUUCAUUCUGGACAAGAAGGACCUGAAUGAAAUUUUGGUGCAUUAUCCUGAGUCUCAGAAGUUACUCCGGAAGAAAGCCAGGCGCAUGCUGAGAAACAACAACAAGCCCAAGGAGCCCAAGAGCGUGCUCAUCCUGCCACCCCGGGCAGGCACCCCCAAGCUCUUCAACGCCGCCCUCGCAGUAGCGGGAAAGAUGGGCGGCAAGGGGGCCAAAGGUGGCAAGCUUGCCCACCUGAGGGCCCGGCUCAAAGAGCUGGCUGCGUUGGAGGCCGCGGCGAGGCAGCAACAGCUGCUGGAACAGGCCAAGAGCUCGCAAGACGCUGCGGGAGAGGCGGGCCCGGCCGCCCUGGAACAGCCAGCACCGCCGCAGCCGGAGCCCCCGGAGCAACCAGUGCCCCCAGCCCCGCGCUCUCCGCCACCCGCCUCCCGUGGGAGGCCCGAGGAAGGCGGGGAGGCGGAGGCCGCGCCCUCAGAGCCCUCCGUGCGGAUCCGCGUGAGCCCGGGCCCGGAUCCCGAUGAGCAGACCCUGUCGGUGGAGAUCCCGGAGGAGAAGAAGGAGGGCGAGUGAGGCGGCCCCCAGCGCGCCGCUCCCGGCCCGGCAGGUGCCGGCGCGCCCUCCCCGCGCCCCAGGCGGGUCCCCAGCCCCGCGCCCGGCUCGCGCAGGCCCAGCUUCCCCGGGCACAGUAGAGGCUGUUGUACCUGCCUCGGCUUCGGCUUCUGCCACGGCUCGUCUUGAAGUCAACAAAUGUAGUGUUCGUGUCCCUAAGUUCGCUCGCCUGAGAACCCUGCCUCUCCCGACUAUGGUUUUGAAGAACAAAAUUCUCUUCCUAUUUUAAAAGUUGAUAGAGCAGAGAACAGGGCUCCAGCACCUGGGAAGCUCCGUUGGCGGCUACAGGGUUAUAAUGGAAUGUUGGAAUCUCAUCUCCCACAUUUCAAGGAUAGAAAACCUGCCGGCAGAUGGGGCGCCUGGCUUGCUCAGCCCCAUGGGGCAUCUGACUCUUGAUUUCAGGGUCCUGAGUGCGAGCCCCACGUUGGGUCUAGAGAUGACUUCUUUAAAAACCUUGUCAGCAGAAAGGGCGGUUAUGAUAUUCUUUGGACUAAAUGGGAAUCCCGGCUCCCCUGACCUGACGAUCCAUCCCGGGCAGUCACGUUAGGGAUCUUGUGCUCAUUAGGGAGGUUAGUGCGGAUUUUCCCCAGGCUGUGUUCAGUUCCCAGUCCGAUGCCAGUAUCUCAGAACAGAUA
Molecule: messenger RNA, 4229 nt
Organism: Lontra canadensis (Northern American river otter)
Lineage: Eukaryota; Metazoa; Chordata; Mammalia; Carnivora; Mustelidae
Gene: CNGB1
Product: cyclic nucleotide gated channel subunit beta 1
Exons: 31
Coding region: 1-3555 (1184 amino acids)
Biological process (GO): monoatomic cation transmembrane transport; retina homeostasis
Cellular component (GO): intracellular cyclic nucleotide activated cation channel complex; photoreceptor outer segment; plasma membrane
Molecular function (GO): protein-containing complex binding; intracellularly cGMP-activated cation channel activity; intracellularly cAMP-activated cation channel activity
Source: RefSeq, a predicted model, not a curated record